This is a messenger RNA of Lotus japonicus, 1657 nucleotides long. RefSeq names its product zinc finger protein WIP3-like. The transcript has 2 exons. Gene Ontology annotation, biological process: anatomical structure development; regulation of gene expression. The coding region runs from base 92 to 1072 and encodes 326 amino acids. Gene Ontology annotation, cellular component: nucleus. Gene Ontology annotation, molecular function: DNA-binding transcription factor activity. The record is from RefSeq and is a predicted model, not a curated record. Lineage: Eukaryota; Viridiplantae; Streptophyta; Magnoliopsida; Fabales; Fabaceae.
UCUCUCAUAAAGUUUAGACAUUGCCCUUUCUCUCUUGAGGAGAGAAUUUCGCUAAUUAAUCCUGCAGGGACUCUCUCUCUCCCUGAAGAAUAUGGGUUUGAUGGAGUGUGAUGUGGAGGACAAGAAUCUAUGCCUUCAUGCCCCAACAUUCAUUGAGUGGCUCAAACCAUCUAAUUCCUCUGCUUCAUAUCUAACUCCCACACCCCCAUCAUCAUCAUCAACAACACGAACAUAUUCUUCUGUGACUCAAAAGAAGCUUGUCCAAGAGACUAUUCAACUCUUUCCAAUUUUAAGUGGAAAGCCCUUGAAAGAUGAAGAUCAUAUUGGAACACAACAAGUGGAGGUGAAAGAGGAAAAGGUGGAACACGUGACUGUGGCUUUGCACAUUGGAUUGCCUGAAAACACUAGAGGAGAUAUUCUUGAAGGUGAUGAUGAUGAUGAGAAGAUGGUUUUGAAUGUUAAGGAAGAAGAGCCCUCCAAGAAAACCUUCAAUGGCUGCUCUUUUAAUCAGGAGAGAAGGUUUUGGAUACCAACUCCUGCCCAGAUCCUUGUUGGACCGAUGCAGUUUGUUUGCUCCAUAUGCAGCAAGACCUUCAAUAGGUAUAACAACAUGCAGAUGCAUAUGUGGGGGCAUGGAUCUGAAUUCAGAAAAGGACCAGACUCACUUAGAGGAACACAACCAGCUGCAAUGUUAAGGCUACCAUGCUAUUGCUGUGCUCAGGGUUGCAAGAACAACAUCAACCAUCCUAGGGCUAAGCCUUUAAAGGACUUCAGAACACUCCAAACCCACUACAAAAGAAAGCAUGGGACAAAGCCCUUCAUGUGCAGAAAAUUAUGUGGGAAAACAUUUGCAGUCAAAGGGGAUUGGAGGACUCAUGAGAAGAACUGUGGCAAGUUGUGGUAUUGCACUUGUGGCUCAGAUUUCAAGCACAAGAGAUCUCUCAAAGAUCACAUUAGAUCCUUUGGAAAGGGUCAUGACCCUCUUCUUCCUAAUUCUCUUGAUGAAGUUUUUGAGGAGGAGAAUGAAUGUGUUACCGGGUCGGAUGAAGAUGAAGUUCUUGCUCAUGCAUGACCUAAUUAACAUUCUAUCGCCUUAAUUUCCUUUGUUUAUUAAGAAUAGUGAGAGCGUGCUUGGAAACCCUUCAGAUUCUGUUGUCAGGAUCAAAAGCUUCUGGAGGCAGCUUUUGAGUUUCCAAAUUGCUUCCGGCGAAUGAGAAGUUGAUCCAAACAUGCUCUAAGUUAAGUGUAGCUAGCUAGCGGAGCUUAUCACUAGCCUUGUGCUCAGUAACAAAACAUUCUGAAGAAUAGUGCUGAGGCCUGAACAUAGGGAGCGGUUUGCUACCGAGCACUUGCAGGGUUGUGAUAUGAGCUAUAUAUCUAGAGGUUUGUUUAAUUGGACGAGUUGGCUUUGUUUGUUGCUUAAUUAAUAACAGGGUUAUUGCCUCAAGUGAUGAAGUACAUGAAUUUUCUUCUCAUAGCAACAGAAAGGAUGUUUGGUCUUUCUUGUAGCUGACUCUUCAAAUGGAGAAAAUUUAUGCGCUUCAUUACUAAAUGGUAAGCCUCAUAUUUAAGGACUAUGUAACAUUUGAUAUUUGUGAUACUUUAAUUUGUUAUAAAAAUGCUGUUAUGAAAUGGAGGAGAAAGCCAUUUUCUAGUA